AUGCUAGCAAAGUCCCAAUAAUGUAUUUAUCCGAUGAAUAUUUAGUUUUUAGACAAAUUGAUCUGUUCGGAUAAAAUAUUUCCUUGAAUUUAAAUGGAGAUGAUCAAUACAAAACAGGCGGAGGAGGUUUUUUAUCCUGCUUGAUUGUGGCCAUCGUUGCGAUAUUUUUUUAAUCAAACAUCAUAGAUUUCUUAGGAAAAACUAAUAUCUAAGCAGAUACUUAGACAGUAUUCGAAGAAAACCCUGAUAGGAUCAAAUUUACCUCAGAUAAUUUUAUGUUUGCUGUUUCAAUCGAAUAAAGUACAGCUUUCAAUACAAAUCCAUUUUUUAACAUUACAAUAAAAGCAAGGUAAUUUCAUUUAACAAAUUAAGAACAUAUGUAAGAUUGAGUAAUGGAACAACAAUUAAAUACGAAAAUCUAACUAAUCUGAUUCCAUGUACCCUAGAUAGAUUUCAAAAAAUAUUCGAUAAAUAUGAUCUUAAUUUUACAGAUCAAUACAACCAAUUAGGAUUGUCCACAUGGCUCUGUCCUGAGUAAUACCUUCAUAUAAUAUAUAGUCUUAACUACUCUUUAACAGUUGGCGGAAGAUAUUCAAGUGAGUAUUUAGAUUUUGCUAAAAUUGAAAUAUCCGAUUGCAAAAACGAUACAUCGAAAAAUGCCAAUCUUACUUGGCAUCCAACUUGUGCAUCCAAAGAAGUUAUGGACAAAUGGUUAUCGAGUGAAGGUUCUUACAGAAUAAGAAUGUAUUUCAAUUAUUUUCACGUAGAUAUAUGACCAAUACAGUUGUGAAUCCAUCAAAACCAACGGAUUACAUUUAAGGCUAUUUGGAUGAUGAAGUCUAUUUUUAAUUUGUUCCUUUUAAAUUGUCUCGGUAAUCAGAUAUAUUUUUUAAAAAAUACCAAAUAAACACUGAUUAAAGUUUAGUUCCAGUAUUUGAUGAUGAAUAAGUUGAAAAUGUAUUUAUGAAAGAACCAGCAGAUUUUAGAGAUAUAACCACUCUGGGAUCAGCAACAGACAAAUAAUAUAUAGCUUUGUAUUUUCGAAGAAGUCCUUACACAAAAUAUAUCACAAGAUAAUUCUAAAAAGUUGAUGACUUGUUGUCAUACUUAGGAGGAUUUGUGAAUAUAGUUGUUGUGUUUUUAGGCUUCUUUGUUGCAUUCUAUAACAAAUAACAAUGUAAAUACUUAUUUUUAAAUAUUUAACAGAUCUAAUAGAACUUGCAAAUAAAGUGUAUGACUUCAAUUUUGAUAAUACUAAAAAUUCUUAAAAGAUUCGGAAUGAUGACUUGGUUAAGAAAAUCACUUAGAUCAAGAAAAAGACACAAACGCCUAAACUAUUAGAGAUACAAGAUUCAAAUUUGCCCAAUAAAAAAUCUCUUACUCAACCUUUACAAGACGACGAGAUUCGAAUACAAGUAGUGAAUGAAGAGACUCCCCAUAAUACGACAAAUUAGAAGCAAAUGAUCAAAAAUACGUCAUCAGAAAUCAAAUCCGAAUUUCAAAGGCAAUAAGAGGAAAUCGUAUCCAAACUUGGCUUUAAGAGUCGUAAAGAAUACUUAACAUCUCAAAUAUCUUAAGUUCUUACUAGAGCACAACCCAUUCAGUUUACUUUCAAAUUCCUGUGCCAUCAAAUAACAGGAGGAAGAUGUUUUAAAGACAAAACGUCCAUACUUCUCAUGAAGGCAGUGUAAGUUUACUUAUUUAAUUAAUAGAGAUAGGAUUAAUUCUGAUAUUGAUAUCUAUGUAAUUUUGGAAAAGGUUAAGGAAAUCAAUCUAUUAAAAGACUUAAUUUUAGAUAAAAAUUAGUAAAUUCUAUUCAAUUUUGCCCCCAAACAGAUAAUUACUCUCAAUGAAUAGAAAAAACUACCAAGUAGAGUUGAAGUCUAUACGUAACUUAAUUCAUUUAAUUGUUAGAUAAAAAUUGACAGAAAAUUCGAAUUCCUCUAUGUCAGUUGGUCAAGUUGCUUAAUUGGCCAUGAAACAAUACUCUGAGGCUAAAAAGGCAAACCUUCCUGCUUCUAUCAAAGCGUAUCAAAAACUCUACAAAGUAUAUAGAUGUUAUUGAGUUAGGCUUAUGAUAAAGUGAAUGAUCCUCAGAAGGAAUUGGGGAGAAUGAAUGAAAUACUUAUUGAAAAGUUAGGGAAGGAAAUACGGGAUAUUUUCGAAGUUUCUUAAUUUAUAGACUUCGAUCUCGUGGAAUAAAAACUGAGUCACAGAAUUAAAUAUAUUCUUAGAAGAAAGGUAAAAUAGAUGAGACAGAGCAAAUCAAGAUCUUAACUGAAAAAAGAGUUUGAUGAUGAAUCCUCAGAGAAUUUUGGGCUUUUUAGUUAAGAGAGAAAUAAUAAAGCGGAUAAUAGUGGAAUUUUGCAAAGAGAAAUAUUAUUUCCUCAUAGAAAUUUUUGAAUUA
Molecule: messenger RNA, 2407 nt
Organism: Paramecium octaurelia
Lineage: Eukaryota; Ciliophora; Oligohymenophorea; Peniculida; Parameciidae
Source: the annotation of a GenBank genome assembly